Pristis pectinata (smalltooth sawfish) is the source of this 5293-nucleotide messenger RNA. RefSeq names its product casein kinase I. Gene Ontology annotation, biological process: peptidyl-serine phosphorylation; signal transduction; positive regulation of canonical Wnt signaling pathway. Gene Ontology annotation, cellular component: plasma membrane; nucleus; cytoplasm. The record is from RefSeq and is a predicted model, not a curated record. Gene Ontology annotation, molecular function: ATP binding; protein serine/threonine kinase activity. Lineage: Eukaryota; Metazoa; Chordata; Chondrichthyes; Rhinopristiformes; Pristidae. The transcript has 16 exons. Bases 494 to 2125 code for a protein of 543 amino acids.
GGGGAGGGCGCAUGCGCGAAGGAGUUGCCCUGGUGCUGGAUUGGAAAUAGGCUUUAAAAAAAAUCCCAGCAGCGAAAAAAACCAGCAAGAGAGGGAAAUGAGGGGAGAGUCUUCUGCAAACCUGACGUAGGAGAAGGUGGAAGAUAGUGUACAAGGCAGCCAUUAUUGGAGAAGACCUGUUUGGGUAGUCAUUUGGAUGCUAUCCAGUUAUGUUCAGUGAUAUGUGAUGGAACAUUUUGAAUGAAACAAACAGUCUACAACAAAAAAGGAAGCUGGCUGUUCCAUCUCUAAUUCCGACUUGACCUGAGGAUGCUUUGUCUCUUAAAAAAUGUACAAGAGAAGACAAAAAUGGAAGAUUUGUCGAGACCUUUGGUGGUGCUAAAUGUGCAGUAGCCCAUUGUUUUAACCGUGAUGAUAUACUAAAAUUCCAAGUUUUGGCGUUGUGGGUUUGCAUGGCAAAGUAACCGUGGAGAAGCCAGGCUAUCACAAACUUAUGGAUUUUGAUAAGAGAGGGGGGAGGGGGGAAGCAGAAGAAACAAAGAGAAUGUCAAAGUCUGGUGGACGGGGAACCAACUGCGGCCGGAGUACGGGGACCAGUUCUGGAGUCUUAAUGGUGGGUCCCAACUUCCGAGUGGGAAAGAAGAUUGGAUGUGGGAAUUUUGGAGAGCUUCGUUUAGGAAAGAAUUUGUACACGAAUGAAUAUGUGGCCAUCAAACUGGAACCUAUAAAAUCCAGGGCUCCACAACUUCAUUUGGAGUAUAGAUUCUACAAACAACUGGGAAAUGCAGAGGGAAUACCUCAGGUUUACUAUUUUGGGCCUUGUGGAAAGUACAAUGCCAUGGUACUAGAAUUGCUGGGACCUAGCUUGGAGGAUUUAUUUGAUCUUUGUGAUCGAACAUUUUCCAUUAAAACUGUAUUAAUGAUAGCUAUACAGCUGAUUACGCGAAUGGAAUUUGUACACAGUAAAAGUUUGAUAUACAGAGAUGUUAAACCAGAGAAUUUCUUAGUGGGCCGACCAGGGAGCAAGCGACAACAUACCAUUCACAUCAUAGACUUUGGCCUCGCCAAAGAAUACAUAGAUCCAGAGACCAAAAAGCACAUCCCAUACCGAGAGCACAAGAGUUUAACUGGGACAGCACGAUAUAUGAGCAUUAACACGCACCUAGGCAAAGAACAAAGUCGGAGGGAUGACCUUGAAGCAUUAGGUCACAUGUUUAUGUACUUCCUGCGUGGUAGUUUGCCUUGGCAAGGUCUAAAGGCCGACACUUUAAAAGAAAGAUAUCAGAAAAUAGGCGACACCAAACGAGCUACCCCAAUUGAAGUCUUAUGUGACAAUUUCCCAGAAGAAAUGGCAACGUACCUCCGCUAUGUACGAAGGCUUGAUUUUUUUGAAAAACCAGACUAUGAAUACCUGAGAAAACUCUUCACAGAUCUGUUCGAUAAAAAUGGCUUUGUGUUUGAUUAUGAAUAUGAUUGGGUUGGCAAGCCAUUACCAACUCCAAUUGGUUCAAUCCACGCUGACAUACCACUCUCACCACCCAAUCGAGAUAAAGCACCGCAACAAACCAAAACAGAAAUGAUUGAGAGCCCUGUUAAUUACGAUGGAGGCAUGAUGAAGGACAAACAAAAAUACCUUGGAAGCGCUGGUGCAGAAGAUGUCUUCAGAACAAAUACUAUGGAGCUGAAGAAACAGAGAAUGAAAUACAGUCUGUACAGGAAGCAGGCUUUCAGUGGCUAUUAUCUAAAUUUUAUUUUUUUGAAUCCAUUCAAAAUGCAUUGGAAAUUCCUGCUGAUCCAGUUCUGUUUCCAGUUGAUCCUAAGUGGCUAUUACUAUCAAAGGUUGUUUCUUCCUUGCUCUUUGGCAGAUCGAAAUGGAGCAUGGGAACCUCAUACCAGCUGCCAGCCCAGUGCUCAUCAUUUGGGAACACAUCUAGCAUCAGACAGGCUUGGCGGUUCUGUACAGGUUGUGAGCUCAACAAAUGGAGAGCUUAACACAGAUGACCCCACGGCAGGACACUCCAAUGCGCCCAUCACAGCUCCAGCAGAGAUUGAAGUGGCAGAUGAUACCAAGUGCUGUUGUUUCUUCAAGAGACGGAAGAGGAAAACUAUUCAACGCCAUAAGUGACUCUGGAAACUGCUGUGAGAUUUACACGUGUGCUCUGCAACUUUCCAAUCAUAGAUUCAGAAAUCCAUCCUUUUGUGGCAGGCUGUUGUCUAAGAUCAUGACUAUUUUGCCCAGCAUUUUGGGCUUCUGACAUUGGCACUCUCUUCUGCUGUGAAAUUCAUACUGGUGGACUUACAAAUACACCAUGCAAAGUUUUUACUUCCUUUUCUGUGGGAAUCCACAAAAACAUUGUCUUUGAAAUAAACACCUGAAAUCUGCAUUAAGUAGGAUUAUUUCUCUGUGGGAACAAGGCAAAAUUCAGUUGAAGUUUUAAAGUUUCAGAAAGGAAGAGAAAAGAUAGCAGUUACUUCAAGUCUUGUGAGGCUGUUGAUGUACUCUGAAACUCGGCUCAAGACAUCCAUCAUCCAUCUCCAGUGUUAUGUAAUUGCAAGUCAUACAGUUCUGUUUUCCUUUAUUUUCCACCUUUUUUUUGUUCAGCGUGAAUGCGUGGUGUAGUCACUGUUGUUGGGUACUGUUGGGGUGAGGAAAUGCACAGAAUGCUUUCCACAUCCUUAAUUGCACUUUCGAUAUCAGUAUGUAAGAGCUUUUGGGUCUGAUUGUGCAAAAACUGUUUCUACAUACCUUUUUUUUUAAGGGAAUACAAAAGCGGUAGGAAACUUAGCAUGUUUUUAAUUGUAAUAAUGACAGUAUAACGUUCGCAAAAUGUAAACUGGGUAGAAGUAGUACCUGGUAACUCACAGAAGAAAAAUUUUGUUCAAAUUCAGACCUGGUUAGUUUAUGAUUCAGGUAGCAGAGGGCUGUAUAAAUGAACAGGAGGUGGUCAGCGACAGAAUUUCAGCAGCCGUACUAUUUCCAUAGCAUGUGAUGAAAGGCCACACCAGGCACAGUGAAGUGAAUGGGCCUUGCUGCAAAGGCAUCAAUUACGUUCGGUUUAGGCAAAGCAACCAAGUUAAUAGGGGAUUUUUUUUUUGUCUAAUUGAAGGCUUUUUCAUUGUCCUGUCAGAUAAGACAUCAGCACUCAAAUUUUGUUAUUUGAAUUAAAAGGACGUAUGGUGAAUUUUUGGAAAGACCUCAAAUCAAAUCAUUUUGGCAUUUACAAGGCUGCUGCAACACAUUUUGAAAGGCUUCUUGACAAAAAUCUCAAGUUAGUUCAGAUUGUUAAGCAAACAGUAGGUAAAAGGUGCUGAGAGUUGGUAAAAUUUUUAUUCUGAGCAACAGCAAUGCAGAAGAGGAGUAGGUUUCUGUAAGUCAUUGAUUCCAUCAGGCUUUUCGGACACCAAGGAAAGUUCUUCAGGUUUCAUAAACUGUGUUGGAAAGCCAACGAUAUAAUCAGUGAGAAAGUACCUCAAUUUCUGAAUUAGAAGCCACAGCUCUUAGGGUCUCAUUUGGGACAGAAAUUAAUUUGAAGUAAAUUUUGAUUUCAGAGGCAACUCCUUGCGUUAUCGAUUGCUUUUAUUGUGCUGUAAGCUAUUCAUUUAGCCACAAUUUUUUUGGUGUUGAACCACAAUGAUUUUAUGCACAAUUUUAUUUAGAAAAUCAAUUGUUUUUACUUCGAAGUAGAUUUCGUUUAAAUCUUGUAUCAUUUUAGAAGCCUCUUUCUCCCUUUUUAUUCUAUGGCUGCCGGUUUUUCCUCAGGAAAUUAGGGUACUUAAAAUGGACCCCUGACAAGAUUGUUGUUACCAAUUAUCCAUCCCAAUAGAUUCUUGACAUCAAAAAGUAUAAGGAAAACUUGGAUUAUAAACCUCUACCUAGAGCGAACCACUUGUAUCCUGCACGUAACUAAGCCUAUAGGUUAAGUCCUUUUGAAGUUGCUUCUGUUGGUGCAGUACCUAGCAAGAGGUCCACUUCUGGUGCGCACAAACACUGAUCCACAACCAUGUUCAACAUUUUCUUUGUGUAACCUUCAAUUUUUAGUUGGUUAAUUUUUUUGAAUGCUUAAGUAUUGUUGUGGAUAGUGUCCAUUUGCCUAUGAGCUCUCAGGAGGGGCAACACCAGAACAGAAGGGUGAAAAUGUUUCCUCUGAGCCUUAGUUACCAGAUCUGCAAGGUAAACAUUUUGAUAAACAUGCUUCCUAAUAUAUUAAUCAGGAACUACAGUACUGUAUGUUAUGGUUUAUGUAUGGACUUAAAAAAAAAAGUAAUUUUUUUUUCAUUUAAGGUUCUUUUUGAGGUAUCUUUGACUGUUCAGAGGGUUAGUUUGGCCAGUGUGGUUACAGGAGUGCCUAGUCUUUUUCACAUGUAAUAACACAAAGAUAUUUGUGUGGAAAUCAUGGUUAUUGUACUUUAAAUGUUAGGCUUUGUGUUCACAAAUCUUGUGGACUACAGCAUUUUUGUUUCCAGAAAUUUGAGAAUUCAAUACAUCAGAGGUAUGUAGGAUUGCCCUAGGUGAGGUUAGUAUUGCACAUUUGUACUUUCAAUAAGUGAUCACUCCUGAAGUUUUUAAAAACUAGUUUCACAGAUGGAUUUAUAGACCUGUCCUGAGAGAAGGUAGAACUGAUUUUGCAACUGCCUAAAACGUGCACUUUUCCUAUUGGUGAUUGUGGUUCAGCAUGGCCAAAAUUUUAAUUUCCUUUGGACAGAAAAUGAUGGAAUCAAGCACUGAAUCCAGACUAUCUUUAAAAAAAAAAUCCGAAUGCUUGGUGGGCUGUUGACAGUCAUACCUUAUUUUAAUACUUAUUGCUGUAAAUAGACUUUCAGAAAUUUAUGUGAGCAGAUUAAACUGCUAGAAAUGACCGAUAGUUUGACUGUGAAUCAUCUCUAUUUCCACAAAUAGAAGGAGGAGUCGCAAGACGUCACAGUAGUGCAGUGGUAAGACCAACAUGCUGAGCAAUGUUUUGCAAAGUUCAUCUGCUGCCUUUUCUGAUAGGAUGGGUCUGUCCUUGGCUGGAAAGCAAUUAUGAUAAAUGCGAUUAUUGUGAUGAUUAAAAUGUAUAUUGAUGUUUAGGUUCUGAUUUUUUUUUGUUACCUUUUUGUGCUAAACAUUCACUCAGAAUGACACCGUACAUGAAAAUGUUGAACUAUGCAUUCUGAAACCUGUCCAAUAAUUUAACACUUGACACAAAAUGGUCCCUAUCCACAACAAGCACAUGAGCAAUUUUAUUAUGCUGUCAUUAAUUCUGGUGACUGUAAUACGUGAAAAGAACCAAAUAAAGGGAGUACAAGCAAUUCA